Pogoniulus pusillus (Red-fronted tinkerbird) is the source of this 3184-nucleotide messenger RNA. RefSeq names its product ubiquitin conjugating enzyme E2 L3 (gene UBE2L3). The transcript is spliced from 4 exons. The record is from RefSeq and is a predicted model, not a curated record. Gene Ontology annotation, molecular function: ubiquitin conjugating enzyme activity. The coding region runs from base 64 to 528 and encodes 154 amino acids. NCBI's taxonomy places the organism in Eukaryota, Metazoa, Chordata, Aves, Piciformes, Lybiidae. Gene Ontology annotation, cellular component: nucleus. Gene Ontology annotation, biological process: protein K11-linked ubiquitination.
GCAGCGCCUUAGCGCCCGGCCCGCCGCCGCCAUGCAUUGUGGGGCGGCAGCAGCAGAGCCAAGAUGGCGGCCAGCAGGAGGCUGAUGAAGGAGCUUGAAGAAAUCCGCAAAUGUGGAAUGAAAAACUUCCGUAAUAUCCAGGUUGAUGAAGCUAAUUUAUUGACCUGGCAAGGGCUUAUUGUUCCUGACAAUCCUCCGUAUGAUAAAGGAGCCUUCAGAAUCGAAAUCAACUUCCCGGCAGAAUACCCAUUCAAACCUCCUAAGAUUACUUUUAAAACAAAGAUCUAUCACCCUAACAUCGAUGAAAAGGGGCAGGUUUGUCUGCCAGUAAUUAGUGCUGAAAACUGGAAGCCAGCAACCAAAACUGACCAAGUAAUCCAGUCCCUCAUAGCACUGGUGAAUGAUCCACAGCCCGAGCAUCCCCUUCGGGCUGACCUAGCUGAAGAAUACUCUAAGGACCGUAAAAAAUUCUGUAAGAACGCUGAGGAGUUUACAAAGAAAUAUGGUGAGAAGCGACCAGUGGACUAAAUCCUGACACAGUUGAUGUCAGCACCGUGUGAUAGAAGAUCGGAGCAGUGCAUUUGAGACACCCCCAGUAAAGCAGGACUCUAUGGAAAAUUGACAAGUGCCACCUUUUGGUGUUAACUUGUGGCUGUUACUAACUUUCUACAGUUUUCUUAAUCAAAAGUGGGCUAGGUAACCUGUAAAGAAAGGAUUAAAAUUUAAGAUGUUCUAGUUCUGCUUUCUUUGUUUAAAAAAAAAAAGAAAUCACUGCUUCAAUAUUCUUUAAAGUAUGCUGGUUUUUUUUCUUUUUCUUGUCAGAAUUUAUCAAAAAUAUCUUAGACUUAUAUUCUGCCCUUAAAUUGAAAAGGUUGUGGCUGUCACUUCUUCUUUUUUUUGUUUUCCUUGCAGUUCCCAUUCUCUUGGGUUCAUUUAAUUCUUCAUUGAAUUUUAUCCUGCUCCCCAAACUGAUGUUUUAGGAAAGAGAGGAAAAAAGAAAAGAAAAAAAAAAAGUCCCAGUUCUGGCAGAAAAGUUGAGUGUUUGGCAGGUUUUGUUUCCUUUUCUCAAUGUUGCACUGUGCUUUUGUGGAACUUGUUGCAAGUUCCUCUUAACUUCAGUUUGUAACAUAAUAAACAACCAACCCACCCCACCAAAACCACCACAAUCAGAAAGGAUCUCCAGGUCUCGUGUAAAUCUGGCUGAUGUUACCACCAAAAUGUCUAUUAAACGGGGAAACCCAAGUUUUUGUCUGUGUCAUUGAAUUCAAAUAUGGCUUAGGUCCUGCUUUUGAAAAGCUUUGGGGUAAAAAAAAAAACAAUUCUGUAGCAAACAAGUAGUGGAAUGUGAUUGCAACCUUCUUUCACUUCUCUUCCUAAUAUUCAUGCAGAGUAGCUAAGGGAGAUGUGCACAGGACAACAUUGCCACCCGCUGGGAAGAGUGUCAGAAUUUGGGGACCACAAGGUACCAAAGUGAUCAAUUGGAGUUUGAGUUUAAAACUUAAUAGGGGUGAGAUGUUAAUUUUGGAUUUGAGUAGUGAAUCUGGCAGCACUGCUUGUCAUCCUAGAGCACCUUUCCAUCAGAAUGCAUAAGAAUCAUCUGUGUUUCUGGGGUGGCAUUUGUGCCCCUUCCUAGCCUGGUUCCUGUACUGCAGAUGGUAUGAGGAGAGGAUUAAGCAAUAACCUGUAUCAGAGCGUACUUCCCUGCUGCUCCUGCUCUAAACCACACAGGUUAGAUGAUUUAUGAGAACUUCAAGUACCAUUCUGUCACUAAAUGCAUCAGGCAGAGCCAUUUCCCCACUGCUCCAGGGCACCCCUACGCAUGCUGAAGGAAGCCCUUUCUGUUCAGAACUGAGCAUCCUUUACUGUGUCUCUGCUCUUCUCCUGCCUGUCUUUCCUCCCCGGUCUGCAGCGUGGUCAUAGCUCCACAGGCAAACUGCCACACAGUCAAACUGCCGCCUCCUCUCUGCCUGGCCAGGCUGGGUGUGCUAUCGAGCAAACGGCUUUGUCUCCAGAAAUCUGUAGGCAUCCAGGAGCACACAGCAGAUUGACGUGCAGAAAGCUGAGUUAGAAAAUCCCUCGUGCCCAGCUGGUUCUUUGUACUCCUGACUUCAGUUUUAGCACAGCCUCUGCCUUUGCAACCUUUCGGAACUAGUGUGUCAAGCAGUAGGUCUCUUGGUUUUAAUGUCUUGUAUAGCUGCUGUCUCCUCAGUCAUCCCUCUCUUCUGACUUUCAUUUCUUAGUGUGAACAAUGACAGCCCAGUACCUCACCUCUGUUGAAAGUAAAGUUUUUUUAUAAGUUAGGGAGCUAAGAAAUUUUAUGUUUAAGUGUUCUUAGACAGAUUCUUUGGCAGGUAAAUAAAGUUAUACCACGUUCACCUUAUUUGCAGAAACGUGCAUUUCCUAAGUGUUUUCAGGCUUGUGGGAGCACUGUCUAUGACCAGAUCUCCACGUUUUUGAUGUCUCCAUGUGCAGGAAGUUGGUACUGAUUUUGUUUCAUUCACUCUCACUCCGAUUCAUAAUAAAAUAAUGCCAAAUUACCUGUCAAGCUGAAGCGUGUAACUUCUGCACCACCUGAGUCACUGUACCUCUCUGAUCGUGUCUGUGGGCAUGGAGAUUUGCUGCUCUCUAAAGCUUUUCUCCUUAUUCAAACCAAAACCACAGCACUGGUUUGCUGCCCUGAUUCCUGCUCUGUAGUCCACUUGCUGGUUGUAAGCCUCUCCGAACGGCAGAAACGCAGUCUUUGCCCUGAGAGGCCUGGAUGCCGUGGGAAGGGGACUGGAAGGGCUGUGUAACUGGAGGAGCUCCAGGCCUGCAGCAGCGCUAUGCCAGCUAUUCCGAUUUCAUCUGCAGAGGUCACAUAGAAGACAGAUGUUGCUAUCACUUCUCUUGGUGUGUGCUUCAUAGCUCAAUUCCUAAACUACAAGAUGUGUAACCUAAGCCCUCUGAAAACAAGACAGAAAUGAAAUACUGGACUGUAUGGUUGAAGCCUGAGGAGAGAAAAAUCAAAGUCCGAAGUCCGAUGUUAACUCAGGAAAUCAUGUUCUUGUUCUCUCUGGUUCACUAAGCCAUGCUGAGUCCUGAACAUCCCAAAUAAAGACAACGUACUGCUGAAACUACACCCAGGAGUACUGGUACAGGCUUUCUGCAAUUCCAUUCUGCUACCCUAAUAAAACUUGCUCUCAAA